Cyclocybe aegerita is the source of this 4752-nucleotide messenger RNA. The record is from the annotation of a GenBank genome assembly. NCBI's taxonomy places the organism in Eukaryota, Fungi, Basidiomycota, Agaricomycetes, Agaricales, Hemipholiotaceae.
AUGCCAUACCUCCGUGAGUAUCGCCUCGUUGCCUCUCGCUCUCCCAUCUCUUUGGCCAGUAUGAAUGAACCAUCGUCCUCUGCAGCAAAUAAAUCGGAGAAGAAAGGCGGAAGCAAACGACAACGCUUUCUGCGUUGGCUCAAAAAGCGACUCAAAUCAACCAAAUCUUCUGCUAGUCAUCCGAAUUCAACUCGGGUUGCUGCCUCUUCAGCACCUGGCGCUCGUGAACCUGCCCCAAGCAAUCAAGCAGAGAAUGCAGAACCGCCAGUUUCAGGCAGCAAUAAUGCCCAAGAUCAGGAUCAUACUGCCUCAUUGCUCUCAGCUAGGCCCCCUUCAUCAAAUACGCCGGUUCUGCCAGGUUCCAGCAUGGAUCAAGGAUACGACGGCGAAACCACUCAUCCUUCGACUGCUACUGCCCAGCCAACCUUGACAAAUCCUGAAAUGCUGGCCCCAGAUUGGAAAGAGACUACGAAAGAGCGUCUGGGAGUGGCUUCGCGGUUCACGCAGACGCUCCUUAAGAAGGUGGCAAGCUGUGUCGAAUCCAAUCCAGUAAAGGUGGCAUUUUCCAUUGCUAAGGUGAUCAUUGAGAUAAAAGAUGCAAUCGGCGACAACAAGGAUGAGCUUGCACAACGUCUCGGAGACACGGCGAACAGGCUCCUCGCUGUGGAGAGGACAGUGGUUAUCGGCAUUCCGGAGGUCGCCAAACAGGCGGUGGAGAAAUUGGAGAAGAUCCUUGGGGAAGAGAUGAAAAAGUUAGAGGUCCUCGCCGGUCAAUCACUAACUAGGCGGGUACUAGACCACGAAGAAGAUGAGAAGAAGAUCCAGCGAAUUUUUCAGUGUGUCGAGACAGCUACGACGAUUUUCCAAGUCGAAAUGGCCAUCAGCAUCCAGGAAACGGCGAGUCAGAUACAUGACGGCGUCAAGAAAGCAGCACUGGAACAUUUGCGUCCCUCCGAGAAGGCUGAUCACAGAACGGUUCUCGAGGAGCAGGCCUUGAAGCGUGAAGAAUGCACGUCCGGAACGCGCGUCGAGAUAUUGGGCAAGAUCACCAAAUGGGCAAAUGAUUCCUCGUUGGAGAGCCCACGUGUCUUCUGGUUGAGCGGUCAAGCUGGCUCUGGCAAAACCACCAUUGCUUACACAAUAGCCAAAUGGUUCGACAAGGAUGACGACAUCAACCAAUACACCACAUUCGGCGGCAACUUUCUCUGCUCUCGACAAUUCGAAGAAACACGGCAACGGACCCGUAUCAUUCCAACCAUUGCCUACCAGCUUGCUCGCAAAUGCAGAUCGUUUGCAGACGCCCUGUAUAUUGCCGAUAAAUUCAACACAAUCAACCACGAUGUUUCCAGCCAGCUGAAAGAUCUUCUUGUUGGACCUUGGCAGCAGUCCGAUCCCACUCGCGGUCAAGAAGUAUCACCAUACCUCAUUGUCAUUGAUGCUCUCGAUGAGAUCGCAGAUGGUGGAGGUUCGGCCUUUCUGCGGGACCUACUCAUAGCAAUCAAUAAAUACGACCUGACAGGUUUCAAGUUUCUCGUGACGAGCCGACCAGAUCCCGAAGUCGUUACGCUCUGCAAGUCCUUCACAUCAGAGGCCAUCUGUUGGCUCCAAGAUGUACCAAUCGAGGACGCACAGCUGGACAUCGGGACGUACUUGAAGACCAAGCUGCCAUUGCUUGCCAGCAGUCAAGAGCUGGUUCAGCUUGUGCAGAGGUCACAUGGUCUCUUCGUCUACGCUGCAACGGCAGUGAAGUAUUUGACUCGAGAUCACCGGAUUGCAGUUGAAGAGCAGACCGAGAUGCUUCGCGACCUCCUUUCCAAUUCGUAUGAACCGGCUUCUGCAAGCGACGUUACAUUCUUGAUUGAUGAACUAUAUCGGCAUGUUAUGCAUGAUGCCUUCUCGAAGUACAAGGGAAAGUACUUAACGCGCCGUUUGUGUAUCCUCUAUACCUUCCUGUGUACGGCCGAACGCACAUCCACCUCCGUUGUCGCCAACCUUGUUGCAGAUGGACAUGAUGGUACUGCAAAGGCUGUUGUGGAGAGCCUCCAUGCUGUGCUCUACACCCAAGGCGAUCGGAUCUUUUGGUAUCACGCCUCCUUCCCCGACUUCAUCUUUAACCCAACCCGGGCAAUGUUCCGUCUCGGUGAGGACAACUUCAAUUUUUGGUGCAACGAAGCUGCCCACCACAAUAUUCUCGGCAAGUCUUGCUUCCGUGUCAUGAAGUCUAAUCAUGGUUUGCGGUUCAACAUUGGUGACAUUCCUUCAUCCUUCUUGUUUGACAGUGACAAUGCAGACAGACUGUCUAAGGUCAAUCAAAACAUCAGCCCUGUUCUCAGGUACUCAUCAUGCCAUUGGGCUCACCACUUACCCUCACCCAAGUUAAUCAAUACCGACAUUCUUUGUGACUGCAUUAAGGACUUCCUUGAAAUCCGUGUACUGUUCUGGAUUGAGGCCAUGAACCUUCUUGGGUUGAGGAAUCAGUGUACUCCAAUGCUUCAACGUGCGCGUGAGUGGGUGCUAAAGUGCGGGGAAAGUCAUUCCAAAUUGGCUCGUGACAUUGGUGAAGCUGCCAACUUCGCGACCUAUUUCACUGGUAGCCCAGCUGCUGAAUCGACACCACACCUAUAUAUCUCAGCAUUGGCAACAUGGUUGCAGGACACCAGUCUCUGUUGGAAUUGGCAAAGGAAAUUCUCUCGCAUCCCUACCUUUACUCAUACCAGAGGCAGUACUGACUUGCCAUUGAUGACAAUAACUGCUGUUAGUGGAGUCAAUGCUGUCGCAUUUUCGAGUGAUGGCAUGCGGAUCGUGUCUGGAUCGCAGGACAGGUCUGUGCGGGUGUGGGAUGCAUCGACGGGUGCAGAACUGAAGGUGCUCAAUGGCCACUGCAACCGGGUCUAUUCAGUCGCGUUUUCGAGCGAUGGCACGAGGGUGUCUGGGUCAAGCAACAACUCUGUGAGGGUGUGGGAUGCCUCAACGGGAGCAGAGUUGAGGGUGCUCGAUGGCCACAGCGACUGGGUCCGUUCGGUCGCAUUUUCGAGUGAUGGCACGAGGAUCGUGUCUGGGUCGGAGGACAAGUCUGUGCGGAUAUGGGAUGCCUCGACGGGAGCAGAGCUGAAGGUGCUCAAUGGCCACAGCUACUGGGUCAGGUCAGUCGCGUUUUCGAGCGAUGGCACGAGGAUCGUGUCUGGGUCAUCUGACAAGUCUGUGCGGGUAUGGGAUGCAUCAAUGGGGGCAGAGCUGAAGGUGCUCAAUGGCCACACCAACUGGGUCGAGUCGGUCGCAUUUUCGAGCGAUGGCACACGGAUUGUGUCUGGGUCGAGAGACAAUUCUGUGCGGAUAUGGGAUGCCUCGACGGGAGCAGAGCUGAAGGUGCUCAAUGGCCACAGCGACUGGGUCAAGUCGGUCGCAUUUUCGAGCGAUGGCACGAAGAUUGUGUCUGGGUCGGAUGACAAGUCUGUGCGGAUAUGGGAUGCCUCGAUGGGAGCAGAGCUGAAGGUGCUCAAUGGCCACAGCGACUGGGUCAGGUCAGUUGCGUUUUCGAGUGAUGGCACACGGAUCGUGUCUGGAUCGGAUGACAUGUCUAUGCGGAUAUGGGAUGCCUCGAUGGGAGCCGAACUGAAGGUGCUCAAUGGCCACAGCAACGGGGUCACCUCAGUUGUGUUUUCGACCGAUGGCACGCAGAUUAUGUCUGGGUCGAGAGACAAGUCUGUGCGGAUAUGGGAUGCCUCGAUGGGAGCAGAGCUGAAGGUGCUCAAUGGCCACAGCGACUGGGUCAAGUCGGUCGCGUUUUCGAGCGAUGGCACGAGGAUCGUGUCUGGGUCAUCUGACAAGUCUGUGCGGGUAUGGGAUGCCUCGACGGGAGCAGAGCUGAAGGUGCUCAAUGGCCACAGCGACUGGGUCGAGUCGGUCGCAUUUUCGAGCGAUGGCACACGGAUUGUGUCUGGGUCGAGAGACAAUUCUGUGCGGAUAUGGGAUGCCUCGACGGGAGCAGAGCUGAAGGUGCUCAAUGGCCACAGCGACUGGGUCAAGUCGGUCGCAUUUUCGAGCGAUGGCACGAAGAUUGUGUCUGGGUCGGAGACAAUUCUCGACUGCGUCCGCUCAGUCACGUUUUCGAGUGAUGGCACACGGAUCGUGUCUGGAUCGGAUGACAUGUCUAUGCGGAUAUGGGAUGCCUCGACAGGAGCACAGCUGAAGAUGUUCGAUGGCCACAACAAGCGGGUCAACUCAGUUGCGUUUUCGAGCGAUGGCACGCGGAUCGUGUCUGGGUCAUGGGACAAGUCUGUGCGGGUGUGGGAUGCCUCGACAGGGGCAGAGCUGAAGGUGUUCGAUGACCACAACAACCAGGUCAACUCAGUCGCGUUCUCGAGCGAUGGCACGCGGAUCGUGUCUGGGUUGGAGGACGAGUCUGUGCGGGUCUGGGAUGUGAUGACAGGUCUUGGGCUAAACACCUUGCAUGCCGCCCCCACCAGGUCACUAAACUCGGUCGGGUUUUCGAGUGCUGAUACACAGGUUGUAUCCCACUUGGAUGAAUUUCUUGUUCCCCCCACUGUUCCCCAUAACCACUGUAAUUGGAGCCUCGACAAGACAAAUUGGCUUGUCUCUUCCCCAUUGCACAACCGUCUUAUGUGGGUGCCCCCAAAUGCAAAUGUGAAGCAACCGUCAAACACCGUCAUCAUCUCUCGCCAUGGUUUUAGCACGGUCGAUUUUCGACAAUCGAUGAUAGGUGCUAAAUGGGCUGGCUGCUAUACGCCGUAG